Messenger RNA from Saprolegnia parasitica CBS 223.65, 1043 nucleotides. RefSeq lists its product as hypothetical. The record is from RefSeq and is a predicted model, not a curated record. Gene Ontology annotation, molecular function: zinc ion transmembrane transporter activity. Gene Ontology annotation, cellular component: plasma membrane. The transcript has a single exon. Gene Ontology annotation, biological process: zinc ion transmembrane transport. The coding region runs from base 74 to 949 and encodes 291 amino acids. NCBI's taxonomy places the organism in Eukaryota, Oomycota, Saprolegniomycetes, Saprolegniales, Saprolegniaceae.
CGAAGGCGACCCGGACACAUACGAUACCAAUUUGCACAUUGCGGCGGCGUUCAUCGUUUUUGCUGCGUCCAUCAUGGGCAGUAUGCUCCCCGUCAUGAGCUCGUAUGUCCCCUGGCUGCGCAGCCGCGCCACGGGCAUGGAGAUGCUGAGCUCGUUCGGCUUUGGCGUCGUCAUCUCGACAGCAUUUGUGCACAUGAUUCCGCCGGCGAUCGCAACGCUCAACAACCGUUGUCUGGGGCUCGACUACUCGGGCGUUGCCAUGGUCAUCGUGCUCGCGACCAUCUACCUCAUGCAGCUGCUUGAAACCGAGCUCGUCAUCGCCCUCACCAAGUACACGUCGGACAAGACCAACGACGCCAACCACCACGUGCUCGAGUCUGGCAUCGUCUCGACGCCGCCGCGGUCGCCCCACGUUGGCCACUCCCACGGCGUCAUCGCGUCGGGGCCCUCUGACGAAGAGACGGCGAUGCGCCAGAAAAUCUCAGUGCUUAUUUUCGAGGCCGGCGUCGCGGUCCACUCGAUCAUCAUUGGCAUUGAGCUCGGCGUGAGCUCGGGCGACGAGUUCACGACGAUUCUGAUUGCGAUCUGCUUCCACCAGUUCUUUGAAGGCGUCGCUGUCGGUAGCUCGGCCGUCUCGGCCUUCUCGGAGAUGAAGACACUCGCGCUCUCGGCACUUGCGUACUCACUCACGACGCCGGUCGGUGUCGUCAUCGGCAUUCUCAUCUCGAGCACGUACAGCGACACGUCGACGACAGCGCUUUGGGUCAAGGGUACCUUCGAUGCGAUUGCCGGUGGCAUUCUUGUCUACACGGGGCUCGUCGAGCUCGUAACGUACCAUUACACGACCAACUCCGAGUUCCACAAGAAGACGUUCACGGGCCGUGGCCUCAACUACAUGUGCCUCUACCUCGGGUCGGCCGCCAUGGCCAUCGUCGGCAAGUGGGCAUAAUCUUCUGAUCCAGCUAUCUAAAUCCAUUAAAAGUUCAAAAUUGUCUUACGUCAUCGUACGAGUACUAUCGAUUCGCUCUCCCAAAUACCAGCUG